AGCCUAGCUGUGUUUUGUGAAUUGUAAUGGCACAAUUGACGCCCAUCAGGGGUUUUAUAAAUACGCCAGUUUCAAGGUUGGCGUGCAUAGUGUUGACGGUGCUGGCACUUUUAGUUUCGAUUUUCCAGAUCAAGCACCUUUUCAAACUCACUAUAGACCCGUUCCUCACAGAGUACCAUCAGUAUUGGAGACUCAUAUUAUUUCAAAUAUCGUUCGUCAAUGAAAGUGACUAUCUCUUGGCGGUGAUAUUGGCCUUUCAGUUCAAAGUCUUGGAGCGAUUCUACGGAUCCAAGAAAUAUAUGUCACUUGUGGUGGUAUUUGCUCUCUACAACGGAGUUUUGACUUUCUUGAUCAUGAGUCUAGGGCAAUUGUUGAUCAAUUUCGGCUCUUUUUUGGCAAACAUUGUUCUAAAGAGACAGAACUACGCGUUCCAUACGACUUUCUUGAAUACUAUCAGUCCGGGCCCAUUUGGCAUAAUAUCGUCGUUGUACAUUUGCUUUGGUCAUUAUAUUCCCGUGAGCUACCAGUUCAAAAUCGUGUUGUCGAAGGGUGAAACCGAGGCUCUGAUUGACGCAGAUGACUCCAGAUCACUCAUUUUAACAGACCACUUUCAAAUCCACAUAAUCUAUACCCUAUUCCUUCUCAAUAACGGUGUUCAGUCAUUUAUUCCUGGUCUCACCGGACUUUUCAUCGGUAAGCUUUAUGUGGAGAAUCUUCUUCCUGGCUCCAAAACGUGGCUUUUACCCACAAGUAUAUUCAAGUUGGUGAUAAGCCCUCAGAAAACUUCAUACAAUCUCUACCAAAACUUGAGAUCCAGGGUGUCGGGAUACCUGUCCCUUCAAGGAGGCGAAAGCAGUGAGCCGUUCACAGAAAAUGAUAAUGACAAUGAAUUUAACGAUAACGAUGACCGAGAAGAAGUGGUGGAGGAUGAAAGGAACAAUAACUAUAACGAAAUCAGAGCCGAGACACCGGUGCGGCCAUUAGCCCGCCAGUUUUUGGAUACAUUCAGAACUGGAGAAUAAAUACAGCUGACAAAGUCAAUAUGCACUUGGCGUAGCAUAAGGUGUUUGGGCACGAACUUAUUCAUAAAUUAUACAAGGUUUGUUUGAAACGAACGCUUCGAGGGGAGAUCAGUGUUGAAACCGCUGUGUUCAGGUAUUUUGACUACUAUCUUCAUCGCUUUUUUGAGAUUCCGACCAUUUAAUUUGGAGCACCAAAAAUACUAGGGGACAUCCAAUGUUUGAAAUAGAUACCUGAUAGUGUUUUAUUUGGUAAGCCACAAGAGCAUAUAUUCAUACCUAGAACACCUAAUUAAUACUCACUCUUACGAUUACUGUGUCUAUAUUUUCCUUCUCAGGGCCAGCUUUAAAAAGCUUGGAGUUCUUUACUGAAACAUUGUUAUCAUAAAGCGUUCACCGAUAGCACCAAAGACCCGAAAAUGUUGAUGUUAUCACUUUCAGCAAAUAGUGUCUUGUCAAAGAAAAUGUAAACUGCAUUGAACAAGAAAUCCCAAGAAAAUUACUUUUGAUAUACUAUUCUUUCCGUUUCUUCACUAGUUUUCUCCAUUUCUCAUCAUAAAUUAUCCCUAAAAAUACAUAGAUAGAACUAAACUUUGGUCUUAACCUUUCUGAACCGUGAAAAUAUCAGCCUCUUGCUGACGUGCAGCUUGGUGCCGUCUGAAGUGAGUGAGAACGUCGUCGACAAUGGAGUUGUAAAUGCACCCAGCUCAACCCUUGGAGUAGGAGGUUCAAUGAUAAAACCCCUUCUCUUAUAAGGAAGUGACGCUUCGUCUUCAUAGUCCAUUUCAAUUUCGUCAUUAAUGGUACCGAAUCCAAACUGUUUCUCUUCUUUGAUAACCGAAACUCUAGAAUUCAAGUUCAACGACAAGUGUUUGCUGUUUUUUGACAAUUGCACAAUGUCAUCAGCAGAAGUUGUAGUAGUCAUAAACGAGUGCUCCAAAGAAUUCUCUAAUGAAUUGUUAGUCAAAGAACUGCUUCUUGACAUUUCAACGUUGGGCUCGGGAAGUGUGUCAGAUGCGCUCAAGUUGGUACGGGUACCGUAAUUCUUGAUAAUAACUUCAAACAUCAAGUAUCUCAAGAACCGUUCCCACAACUGGAUCUCAUACGAAGACUGGCCCGAGUUGCCAAAUGUCGCCUUGAAGUUGUCAAUAAUAGUUUCAAUAACCUUGUUGACCAAGUUUCUGUGAAUCUUGAAAUCACUAUCAUGGUGAAUGCUCAUUGUAGAAUUGAGUUCAGCCUGGUUGUCGAAUAGAUCGUAGUGCAAUUCGCUCAUGAGUUUCAACCAAUCGUAGUCAAAGUCUCUCAAGUACAAGAAUCUGUAGGUAGAAAGCUUCUGGUGUUCGGUGUCAGACAAUCCACUUAAAUUGCACGACAAUGUCGACACAUUGAGUAAAAAGUGUUCAAUGACUUCUUUGUAGAACGUAGCUAAUUGGUGCAAGCUAGGCAAGAACUCGAAGUAGUUGCUGGUGGAACUCAAUUCCAUCAUGUUAAAUCUGAGUUCUUGGUAAAUAUCAUUCCAAAACUGGUUGGAUUUGAUAGCCUCUUUAAUGGAGUGGUUUUUUGAACCCCAAGACUCAUAUUUCAGGUAAAGCGAAUUGAAGUCCGUCAAAUCGUCGUGUUCAUAUUCAUCCUCGGCUUGUGAAUCAUCGUCAGUUAAAUUGUCAUAAUCUCCCAUCUCACAUUCCAUACUAGUCAAGUUAUCAGUAGAGAGAUUCGGUAAGCCUUGUACGGGAGCUUUGUCUCUGGCCUUGAUUUCCUUUAGUUUCCUCAUAUACUUCAACUUGGGAACAUUAUUGGUUUUGGCUUUCAUGUCCUUCAAUAUUUGGUCGUAGUCGUUGGUGAAUUUGCUGAAAAAAGUAUACCGCAAGAUAUUCAAAUUCUUCUCACUGAAUAAAUCGUCGUGAGCUUUGGAGUACUUGUUGAGGUCUUCGUUGGCAUCAUUAUAUUUGGAGUCCCGACAAAGCUUUUUGUGAGAACUUUGGUACCUAUGGAUUCUCUUGUCAAAAUGGGAACGAGAAACUGGUACAUAGGAAGAAGUAUUUAUGUCAAACCUCAUUUUUGGUUUGGAACUGGACCUGAUAGAACUCAUUGAAGAGCGGGAAGACGUGCCGGAGGAUUUGGUGGAAAUAGAUUUUGAGUCGUCACCAUUUCUCUUCCGUCUCUCUUUUUGUCUUUUUAUUUGUUCAUUUCUUUGAUAGUUUCCACCUUGAUGAGCCACUAGGAAUAAGUACGCAGACAUGGCUUAUAGAUUAAGGAAUGUGAUUGAUAAUUGGUUCAUUCAAGAAGCCACAAAUGGGGUAAUGUAUAAAAAAAUAUCCAACUUUCAUUUGAUAGUUUUUGGCGACAGGCUUUAUAUAAUAAGAAGAGCGGUAGUCGAACGAUUAAAAAAAA
Yamadazyma tenuis ATCC 10573 is the source of this 3410-nucleotide messenger RNA. Lineage: Eukaryota; Fungi; Ascomycota; Pichiomycetes; Serinales; Debaryomycetaceae. The record is from RefSeq and is a predicted model, not a curated record.